AGCAGCUAUUAGCGCGAAAGGGCUCGGCGCCGCGCAGUCCACGAGCGAGGCGGCAGCCGGCGCGGCCACUGGGCUCCGCGGGCGAGGGCCGGGGCGACGCGCAGGCAGCUGGGCCCGGGCCGCGGCCUCUCCGUCCGGCCGCCUCCCUCGCCGCCGCCGCGUUUGUUUGGAUUUAACCUCCGGGCGCCGCCGCCCGCCGGCCUCGCGGGGCGAGCGGGAAGCACCCGUGCGUGUGGGUGGCGCCUGCCGGGCCGGACGCCCGCCCGCCCGCCCGCCCGCCCGCCGUCCGCGCCUCCUCCGCGGCCGCCGCGGCCCGGACCGCGGGGCCGUGUUUGUGUUUGAGCCGCGGCACCGGCCCCGGCGGGCGCGCGGCCCAGUCAGCGCGGCGGGGCGGGCGGGCCGCGGAGGCAGAGGAGCCGGGGCGCCGCCAUGGAACUGGGCCCGGAGCCCCCGCACCGCCGCCGCCUGCUCUUCGCCUGCAGCCCCCCGGCCGCGCCGCCGCCCGUCGUGAAGGCGCUCUUCGGCGGCGAGGCCGCCGGCGGCCUGUCGCCUGUCACCACCCUGACGGCCACCAUGGGCCAGCUGCAGGGCCUGGGCAGUGUGGGCGAGCAGCCACAGGAGGCCAAGAACGGCAGUCUUCAGAGGAUGGGCUCCUCAGAGUCAACAGAUUCAGGCUUCUGUCUGGAUUCUCCUGGGCCUUUGGACAGUAAAGAAAACCUUGAAAAGUCCAUGAGGAGAAUAAACUCCCUGCCUCCGAAGCUCCUGGGAUGUAGCCCAGCUCUGAAGAGGAGCCAUUCGGAGUCUCUGGACCGCGGUGUCUUCCAGCUGAUGGACCCGGAGGAGAAUAAGGAAAACGAAGCCUUUGAGUUUAAGAAGCCAGUCAGACCCGCAUCUCGAGGCUGCCUGCGCCAUGAGGAGGGGAGCGGCCUCUUCCCCCGGAGGCAGAGUUCGGCCCCAGCCCGGAUGCUUUCCUCCAGCGAAAGAGAGAGCAGCGAGCCAGGGGCCUUUGCUCCCCUCUUUCUGCCCCCGUCGCCCGUGGCUGCCGCUCUGUCUGAUGAGGAUGAUGGCUUCAUGGACCUUCUGGACGGAGAGAGUCUGAAGAAUGACGAGGAGACCUCCUCCUGCAUGGCAAGCCUCUGGACGGCCCCCCUGGUCAUGAGAAGACCUGCAAAUGUGGGCAACCGCUGCAAGCCGCUGGACUGCACCCCUGCGGGCAGCCCCGCCCUGCGCUCCGCGCUGAAAAGGCCCGACUCCUCGCGAGAGCUGUCCCCGCCAGGAAACACGAAGCGGAGGAGGAGCGCGCUCAGGGCCAGUCCCGGGGCGGCCGCCAGCCCCGACAAGGCCCGGGAGCUUCUCCAUCUGCCUCCCGCCCUGGUGUCGCCCCCAAAGGGGACCAUUGAGAACAUUUUGGAUAACGACCCGAGGGACCUCAUCGGAGACUUCUCCAAGGGCUAUCUCUUUCACACCGUCGCCGGGAAGCACCAGGACCUCAAGUACAUCUCUCCGGAAAUUAUGGCGUCUGUUUUGAAUGGCAAGUUUGCCAACCUCAUUAAAGAGUUCGUGAUCAUUGACUGCCGGUACCCGUACGAAUACGAGGGCGGCCACAUCAAGGGCGCCGUGAACCUGCACAUGGAGGACGAGGUGGAGGACUUCCUGCUCAAGAAGCCCAUCUGCCCCACGGACGGCAAGCGCGUCAUCGUGGUGUUCCACUGCGAGUUCUCCUCCGAGCGGGGCCCCCGCAUGUGCCGCUACGUGAGAGAGCGGGAUCGGCUCAGCAACGAGUACCCCAAGCUCCACUACCCGGAGCUGUACAUCCUGAAGGGCGGGUACAAGGAGUUCUUCCUCAGGUGCCAGUCUCACUGCGAGCCCCCCAGCUACCGGCCCAUGCACCACGAGGACUUCAAAGAAGACCUGAAGAAGUUCCGCACCAAGAGCCGCACCUGGGCCGGGGAGAAGAGCAAGAGGGAGAUGUACAGCCGCCUCAAGAAGCUCUGACGGCGCCUCGGACAGCCGCGGCCGCGCCUGCUCCGUCCCCUCCCCUUUUCGCUGCGGAGAAACGAGCACAGGAGCCACGAGGGCAGUUUGAAGAAGCUGAGCUUCCUCCUGCACCUCCCUCCAUGCCACACACCGAGGAUGGAGCCAGAGCACCCCGGCUGCGCCUUCUCCGUCCCUGCACCAGGCGUCCCCGCCCGGCUCUCCUCUCGGUCCCACAGCCGGAGGGGCACCGGGCACUGGACCCCUCGUGAGGGGAGGGGAGGGAGUGAAGACACGGAAGCGCUGCUGGCACACUCCAAAGACAGCUGGAAGGGAUAACCCACGUCUUAAUUUAUUCAACCUCAUCAAUCACUUUAUUGCUACUUUUAACUCCUGGAGACUUAUUUAACUGCUUCUUUGAGUCACAAUACUGCCAUUUUAUCAUCCCAAGACUACCUCUGCUUUUAAUUAAGAAAGAAAAGGAGGGGAAGAAGAGGCGGCCUGAGUGCGGGGCAGAACUCGCUCUGUCACCAGGAGGCGCUGCGUUCCCGGCUGCUGCUACUUCAAGCCAAAGACAGAUGCGGGGGGAGCGGCACUGGACUCGGCCUUGGCGAUGGGAAGCUCAACCUCCGGGCCACAUGGCUACAUGGGUGCCCUGCCCUCCCCCGUUCCCGGGGCGCCUGGUCUGGGCCGAUGAGCAAAGCACUUCAGGCAGCCUCCGCGGCACCCUGGUUCGAGGGGAGCACGGUAGCGAGAGGAUCCCAAAGGGGCGGGGGCUCUGGGCGGGGAGUGUGUACUGAGUGUCUUCCUCCCACACUCCGGUAGCUUUGGAUUCUCUAGAAAGGCAUUUUGUGCGCCCAGGAGCAUCCAAUCAGUGUUAGCGGCCCCGGGUGGCCGCGGGCUGGGAGCCUGCAUUGGGGGGGGGGUGCUGGCGUGCGAUGACAGAUGGUUCUCAGGCGGUACGGUGGGUUGGAAGGUGAAACUCCGGGUUUAUCAUGUUUUCCCUGAGGGCAGGGAGUGGUGGCCACGUCGCCAGUUGCCUCCUCGUCCGGCCCCAGGAAUGGGGGUCUCCAAGGAGCACCCCUCCUUGGAGCUGAGCCGACCAGAGGAUUCUGGACGCCGGUUCAGCUCCUGCUGGUCCCCCCUCAGACGCCAGCCCCGACCAUCUCUGCUCCCUCGGGGUGCAGCCAGGUUUCUUGUGCACGAGUCAGCCCCCCUUCCUCGCUGCCUAUUGGGGUGGGAGGGAACCAGUGAUGCUGGUGUGUUCGUGGGUUUGAGUUGCAUUUGACUAUAAAACAAUCUUGUUAGAAAAGUGAUGUGGGAGCAGGAGGGGACCCCCACUCGGUCUCUGUCUGUUCGUGGGGAUUCUGUUGGUUGAAUGCUGGGAGGAGGUGGUGGCCUCCAGGUUUGCGGUGCAGUGAGCACUGCCAACCAGCCAUCACAGCUCUGAAAUAAAACCAGUCUUGAACCC
This is a messenger RNA of Pipistrellus kuhlii (Kuhl's pipistrelle), 3445 nucleotides long. RefSeq names its product cell division cycle 25A (gene CDC25A). The record is from RefSeq and is a predicted model, not a curated record. Gene Ontology annotation, biological process: positive regulation of G2/MI transition of meiotic cell cycle; G2/M transition of mitotic cell cycle; protein dephosphorylation. Bases 430 to 1995 code for a protein of 521 amino acids. Gene Ontology annotation, cellular component: cytoplasm; nucleus. Gene Ontology annotation, molecular function: protein tyrosine phosphatase activity. Lineage: Eukaryota; Metazoa; Chordata; Mammalia; Chiroptera; Vespertilionidae. The transcript is spliced from 15 exons.